AUGGGACUGAAUGUUGUUGUCGUCGGCGCAGGCCUCGGUGGCCUGGGUGCUGCAAUCGCAUUGAACCGACAAGGGCAUAACGUCACGGUAAUUGAGAAGUCUGGCUUCCUCAACGAGGUCGGUGCUGCCAUUCAUGUGGCCCCGAAUGCGACUCGUAUCUUGAAAAGCUGGGGUUGUAACCUGGACUGGCUGAAUCCCGUUCACUGCGAGAAGCUGCAAGUUUGGGAUUCCAACGGGAAACUUUUGUGGACUCCUGUCAUCACAGAAGAGGUUCGCAAAAAAUUGAACGUGCACGAUGAAUGGAUUCUCACUCAUCGGGUGGAUCUGCACAAUGCUCUGCGUGCUACGGCGGCUCAGGUUAUUGACGGCCGCAAGGUUGAUAUCCGACUGUCCUCACCCGUCUUGUCCGUGGAUGCUGCCAAGGGAGAGGUCCUCCUGGAAGAUGGAACCAAGUACACUGCUGACUUGGUUGUCGGCGCCGACGGUGUUCAUUCUCGCUCCGUAAGAGCCAUCAUGGGUGAACACAGAGGUAUCGUCAACACUAGACAAAAAUGCUUCCGAUUCCUGGUGCCCAUCGAAGCGAUGAACAGCAACCAACUCACGUCCGGCCUGCUGGAAAGAAUCGGAGUCAACGGUGUUCACGUUUUCUCAACUCAAGACCGCCGCCUCGUGAUUUACCCCUGCCGUCGAGGCGAAUUGCUCAACUGUGCCGGAAUUUAUUCCAUGAGCCCAGAGGAAGAGGAAGAAGGAGAGUCCUCAUGGCAUUCUGCAGGCAGCGUGAGUCAACUGGUUGCCACCUUCAGCGGGUUCGCUCAAGAUCUCCUUGAGAUGUGUAAGAUGGCCGAGGAUGUGAAACUUUGGAGCCUGGAGUCUCGAGAGCCGGCACCUACAUUUGUCAAAGACAAGCUUGCCAUGAUCGGCGAUGCAGCUCACCCCAUGCUUCCUCACCAAGGGCAAGGCGCAGCCCAAGCGUUUGAAGAUGCUGCUGCUCUCGCUGGAGUAGUAACGGCGGACACUACCCCGGAUCAGCUUUCACAGCGCCUUGGUCUGUACAAUGAAGCUCGGUACGCGCAUUCGGUCACAGUCAUGAUGAUGUCUAGAACGAAUGAUGAGCGACGGGGGGAAAUGAUGGAUGAGCUCCGCCGAUUCGUUCCAGACGCAGAGCUUCCCAAGAAUAUGUUUGCAUUCACGUGGCCUUCAGAUCCAGUGAAAGAGGCUGCGCAGCUCGUGGCGAGAGAAAUCUCGUAG
This is a messenger RNA of Penicillium olsonii, 1248 nucleotides long. Lineage: Eukaryota; Fungi; Ascomycota; Eurotiomycetes; Eurotiales; Aspergillaceae. The record is from the annotation of a GenBank genome assembly.